Molecule: messenger RNA, 693 nt
Organism: Mesorhabditis belari
Lineage: Eukaryota; Metazoa; Nematoda; Chromadorea; Rhabditida; Rhabditidae
Source: the annotation of a GenBank genome assembly
AUGUCGUUAUUCAAUAAGCCAAAGAAGAAGGUGCAACAACAAAUUCGACGAAAGCACGAUGAUGACGAUGACGAUGAGGGCGCUAGUUCGGCAAAACUCGAGGAUAUCAAGGACAUCCAGAAAGCUCGAGAACGCAAAAAUGGUCUCAAUGAGAUAGAAUGCGCCAUCGGGAAAGAACGAGCAAAACAGUUGACUUCGGGCGAAGAAGUGCAGAUGGCCGGUGGAGGAAUUGUGAUGACGCAACAGCAAAAAGCAAAGCUGGAAGCCAAGGACAUCGAAAAGGGCAUGAAAGAUCAGUUCGAAAAGGAGUCAUUGUUACGAGAUGAGCACGAGGAGCUGCGAAAAUUCAUCGAAUCGGGGUUGAAUAGUGGCGAGAAAAUGGACACAUCUGCAGGACAAAGCACAGGUCCUCCAAAACUAGUGGACUCAGUGUUAGCCCGAGCAGCAUCAAAAGUAGCGAAAUUUCGCAGUGCUGAGACGGGCGAGUUGCUCAGCAAUCAAAUGCUUGCCGGAAUUCCCGAAGUCGAUCUUGGGAUCAAUGCUCGAAUCACAAAUAUUUUGGAAACGGAGAAGAAAAAGAAACAAUUGCUAGACGAGGCGAUAAUCAAAGGCCGAACAAAAGAAAAUCCAAUAGUGAAAACGGAUGUAGAAGAAGCCGCAGCAAAAAGAAAACGUUUCUCAACCGAUGAACAU